AUGACGACCGGCGAGCACUAUGUGCUGUACUCGUAUUGGCGCAGCAGCUGCUCGUGGCGCGUGCGUCUCGCCUUGGAGUGGAAGGGCAUUGCGUUCGAUUAUCGCACUGUGCACCUGUUGAAUGGCGGCGGCGACCAGUUCCAAGACGAGUACACGGCGCUCAACCCGAAUCAGCGUAUACCAACGCUCGUAGUCGACGGACACGUCUUGCCACAGUCCAAUGCUAUCCUCGAGUUUCUGGAGGAGACGCACCCGGAGAAGCCAUUGCUGCCAACCGAUGCGUUUGCCCGUGCGCAGGUGCGCAACUUGUGCGCUAUAAUCGGCUGCGACGUCCAGCCGAUUCAGAACUUGACAGUGCAGAUUAAGGCGACGGAGGACGUCCCGGAGGAACAUCGACCUGCUAAGAAACAGCAGUGGUCUCGGUUUUGGAUCGAACGAGGAUUCCACGCUCUUGAGGCGGAGUUGGUCAAGACAGCUGGCACGUACUGCUACAAAGACGAGGUCACCCUUGCUGAUCUGUACCUGCAGCCGCAAGUCUAUAACGCCAAUCGAGUUGGCGUGGACAUGGCUAAGUACCCGACCAUUGCUCGUAUCACUGCAGAACUGGAAGCCAUACCAGCGUUUCAACGAGCACACCCGUCCCAGCAACCAGAUGCUGUUAACUGA
Hyaloperonospora brassicae is the source of this 666-nucleotide messenger RNA. The record is from the annotation of a GenBank genome assembly. Lineage: Eukaryota; Oomycota; Peronosporomycetes; Peronosporales; Peronosporaceae.